This is a messenger RNA of Annulohypoxylon truncatum, 3172 nucleotides long. Its product is annotated as urease. Gene Ontology annotation, molecular function: nickel cation binding; urease activity. Lineage: Eukaryota; Fungi; Ascomycota; Sordariomycetes; Xylariales; Hypoxylaceae. Gene Ontology annotation, biological process: urea catabolic process. The record is from RefSeq and is a predicted model, not a curated record. The transcript has 5 exons. Gene Ontology annotation, cellular component: urease complex. Bases 203 to 2716 code for a protein of 837 amino acids.
UUUAGGGCUAUGAAUAGAUUGUAUUACAUCUACAAACGCUACAGUUAUCUAAGACGCUAGUAUUACGCUGUUACUCUGCCGUGCAACCAGAGAGUCAUGAUCUCUUUCCAUCUUCCCCUCAAAAGUUCCUUCUGAUGGGCCCCGAGUUUAUAAGUGGUUCGAAGUUUAGGCCCAGAUAAAAAUCUGCGAAAAAUAAAAAGAAAUGCAUCUCGUCCCUAAAGAGCUUGAUAAGCUCGUCAUCUCGCAACUGGGCUUUCUGGCCCAGAAGAGACUUGCUAGGGGCGUUAAGCUGAACCACACCGAAGCCACCGCCCUCAUCGCGAAUAACCUCCAAGAACUCAUCCGCGAUGGCCAGCACACCGUCGCCGACCUCAUGGCCAUCGGCUCCACCAUGCUCGGCCGGCGGCACGUGCUCCCCUCCGUCGUGAGCACCCUGCACGAGAUCCAGGUCGAGGGCACUUUUCCCUCCGGCACCUACCUCGUCACCGUGCACAACCCCAUCGCCACCGACGACGGCGACCUAAGGAAGGCCCUGUACGCCAGCUUCCUGCCCGUGCCCAGCCAGGACCUGUUCCCGCCCGCCGACGCCGCCGCCUACGACGCGGCGGGUCAGCCCGGCGCCGUGGUCGUAGCUAGGGCAGCCCGCGUCGCGCUGAACCCGGGACGCAGACGCAUCCGCCUCCGCGUCACGAGUAAGGGCGAUCGGCCCGUGCAGGUCGGUAGCCACUACCACUUCAUCGAGGCGAACCCGCGGCUCGAGUUCGACCGCGGCGCCGCGUACGGCUUCCGCCUCGACAUCCCCGCCGGCACGUCCGUGCGCUUCGAGCCCGGCGACACCAAGACCGUGGCCCUCGUCGAGAUCGGCGGGAAUCGCGUCAUCCGCGGCGGCAACGGGCUGGCCUCGGGGAAAGUCGAUCUUUCGCGCGUCGAGGCCAUCGUGGAGAAGUUGCAGAAGGCCGGAUUCGCGCAUGUGCCGGAGCCCGAGAGGCCGGAUUUGGGGGUUGUGGAUGGCUUCUCGAUGGAUCGGGCGGCGUAUAAGACGAUGUUCGGGCCGACGACGGGGGAUUUGGUUAGGCUUGGGGCGACGAAUCUCUGGGUUCGGGUUGAGAGGGAUCUUACGACGUACGGCGACGAGUGUAAAUUCGGCGGCGGGAAGACACUGCGUGAGGGCAUGGGGCAGAUGACUGGGUGCGCGGAUGCGGAUUGUUUGGAUAUGGUGGUGACGAACGCGCUGAUUGUGGAUUACACGGGUAUCUACAAGGCGGAUAUCGGUGUCAAAGACGGCAUGAUUAGUGCUAUUGGUAAGGCGGGUAAUCCGGACGUCAUGGAUGGCGUUACCGAGGGCAUGAUCGUAGGCAGUUGCACAGAUGUCGUUGCUGGCGAAGGCAAGAUUGUGACGACGGGUGGGCUGGAUACACAUAUUCACUUCAUAUGUCCCCAACAAGCGUAUGAGUCCAUUGCCUCGGGCAUUACGACGAUGCUUGGCGGUGGUACUGGGCCUAGUGCUGGUACUAACGCGACUACCUGCACGCCGGGGGCAAACUACAUCCGACAGGUGCUUCAAGCAUGCGACGAGCUGCCCAUAAACAUCGGCAUCACGGGCAAAGGCAACGACAGCGAUCCUCGCGCACUGCGGGAACAGGUCAUCGCAGGAGCCUGCGGCCUCAAGCUGCAUGAAGACUGGGGAACGACCCCCGCAGCUAUCGACUCCUGCCUAAGCGUGUGCGAUGAGCUAGAUGUGCAGUGUCUGAUCCAUACGGACACCCUUAACGAAAGCGGAUACGUGGAAUCCACGAUCGCGUCCUUCAAGGGCCGUACCAUCCACACAUACCACACGGAGGGCGCGGGCGGCGGCCACGCCCCCGACAUCAUCCGUGUCGUCGAGCACGAGAACGUACUACCGUCGUCGACGAACCCGACGAGGCCCUACACGCGCAACACGCUCGACGAGCACCUCGACAUGCUGAUGGUGUGCCACCACCUGUCGCGGAACAUCCCCGAGGACGUGGCGUUCGCGGAGUCGCGGAUCCGCGCCGAGACCAUAGCCGCCGAGGACGUCCUGCACGACCUGGGCGCCAUCUCGAUGAUGAGCUCGGACUCGCAGGCCAUGGGCCGGUGCGGCGAGGUCAUCCUCCGCACCUGGAACACCGCGCACAAGAACAAGGUGCAGCGGGGUUUCCUGCCCGAGGACGAGGGCACCGGCGCGGAUAACUACAGGGUUAAGAGGUACGUGAGCAAGUACACGAUCAACCCGGCCGUGGCGCAGGGUAUGGGGCAUUUAGUGGGGAGCAUUGAGGUCGGCAAGCUGGCGGACUUGGUGGUCUGGGAUCCGGCGUGGUUCGGCGCGAAGCCGGCUUUGGUUAUUAAGAGCGGAUUGAUCGCUUACGCGCAGAUGGGCGACCCCAACGCCUCGAUCCCGACAGUCCAGCCCAUAAUCGCGCGCCCCAUGUUCGCGCCCCUCGUGCCGCAGACCAGCGUGCUCUUCGUCUCGCAGGCCAGCCUGCCGCGGACCACGUCCGCGACGUACGGGCUGCGCAAGCGCGUCGAGGCCGUGCGCAACUGCCGCCGCGUCGGCAAGAAGGACAUGCGCUUCAACGACACCAUGCCCGCCAUGCGCGUCGACCCCGAACGGUACGUCGUCGAGGCCGACGGCGUGGUCUGCGCCGCGGAACCCGCGGAGACGUUGCCGAUUACGCAGGGGUUCUUUGUUUAUUAGCCCAAUGCGCCUACCUAGGCGUUAGUAUUGGUUAACACGUGGGGAUUUGGCGGCGGGAGUGGGAGGAUGGGUAGAAGAGGGGAUGGGCUUGGCUUGUGAAAAGGGGAUAGUGAGGACUUGGCUUCGUGGGGGGGUGAUAUUUCUUUGAUUUUGGCCAAGGGGAGAAAGGGGUUGGGUUUAUUGGGAGCUGCUGUUGUGUAGGGCUGGCUUCGAGAUGAUAUUUUGGUUACCUAUAGUAUGUGUGUAUAGGUGAUGGCCCUGGAACUGCUGGGAAAUAGGAAUUAUGUCUCGAGAUGAAAGGGAAAUGGAAAUAUUUAGGAUGGGUAUAUAUAAUAUGCAAACCUAGCUCUGAGGGUUCGAAAAUUGAAAUGCGUGGUUCCUACCUGUCUUUAGGCGUUUUAUUAUACUUAGGUAGUCAUUGAGUGCUUUGCCUUCUUUUGGCCGGCGACCCCGUUA